Molecule: messenger RNA, 2874 nt
Organism: Musca vetustissima
Lineage: Eukaryota; Metazoa; Arthropoda; Insecta; Diptera; Muscidae
Product: fat-body protein 1-like
Exons: 5
Coding region: 1-2874 (957 amino acids)
Source: RefSeq, a predicted model, not a curated record
AUGAGAAAUAUUCUUAUUCUGUUGUGCCUGGCAGGAUUUGCUGCCUGUGGUGUUGUAACAGAUCAACGGCAACAACAACAACAACGUUUGAAUGUAAACGGUGUGCGGAAUAAUCAAAAUGGUGUUGGCCGUCUAUAUGCCAUGACCAGAGAGGAAUUGCUGUUGCAAAAAUUCCUUUUAGAUGUUCUCAAGGAUGUUGAGCUGCCUUUGCGUCAUGAAAAUCUAUUGGCAAUUGAUAUUCAAGGAAUUACGAACCGAAAUAAUUACAAGGGGCCCUUGGAUGCUGACACACAGCUUGUGCUCGAUUUAAUUCAAUCGAAUCGCGUAUUGGGUCGCAAUGACAUCUACACCCUGACCCAAGAGACUGUCGUACGUCAACAAUAUGGUCUCUCACGUUUAUUUGCAAAAUCCAGUGACAUUCAAACUUUACAACGUCUGGUGGUGUAUGCCCGUCAAAAUAUAAAUCCGAUAUUGUUUGUAAAUUCUCUAAUUGUGGCUCUGCAGGAGCGUAGCGACACUCAACAAUUAAUCAUUCCCGCCCUCUAUGAAAUUUUACCACAAGCCUAUAAUUAUGCAACGUUUAUACGAAUUGUUGGAAAUAAGGAUAUUACGUUCGGAAUUAGCAAUCAAAAUUUCCAGUCCUCACGAUUGGGUCAAAAUGUAAAUAAUCAGGAUGGUGAUGAUGAUGUUUUGUUGUCGGAUGAUCUUGAUGUCAGAUCGCUGCUUGAUGUUUUAGUUAGCCAACUGGUGGUGGAACAGGGUAGCAUACAAAAUUCCAUUGGAAAUGGAAAUCAAAAUGUCAUGGUCACUGGUAGUAGUAAUAUUGUUGGUAAUAUUCGGAAUAUACUCGUUAACAAGGAUAAUUUGUUGGGCAGACAAUCUCAAUUGAUCGAUUUGAAUGUGGGCAACCUAAGGGAUCAGAACACGGGAAAUAUUUUGAAUCGUGCUUAUACCACUGUUGGCGGGCUGUUGGGCGAUCGUUACACCCAGCAAGGCCUGAGGGAUAAGAACUCUGGCAAUAAUUUGAAUCGUGGCUCUUCGGGAAAUAUUUUCAAACGUGGUUAUUCUGCUGUGGAUGAAUUUUUGAUUGGUCAUUCUUUGCAACAAAAUUCAAGGGAUAAAAAUUCGGAAAGUACUUUGAAUCGUGGCUAUUCGGGAAAUACUCGUAAUGUUGUUGAUGUCUUAGAUGGUCGCUCCAGCCAACUGCAAAACGAAAGGGAUAAAAACUCGGGAAGUAAUUUAAUUCGUGGUUAUUCUACAAUUGUUGAUUUAUUAGGUGGUCGCACCAAUCAGGGCAGCUCAAGGAAUCAAAUGUCAGGAGAUACUGUCAAUGGUGGUGAGGUUUUGGUGGGUGGUCGUUAUGGCCAACAAACCCAAAGGAGUACAAAUUCUGCAAGUAAUUUCAAUCGUGAUACUUCUAAUAUUGGUGAUACAUUAAGAGAUCGUUCCACACAAAAUUUGGGCUAUGGCCAGCAAAGCCAAAGCAAUACAAAUACUGGAGGUAAUAAUAUUGGCGACACAUUGAGAGUUGGUUCCACACAAAAUCUGAGACAAGGUACCACCUUAAAAGAUGAUCCCCUUUCGGAAGAUAUUAUUGGUGGUACUAUAGCUCAAUUUAAAAGACAACUCAUUGAAAACGUUGAAAAUUCCAAUAUCCGUGGAAAUCGUCUACCACGUAGCCUAACAAAUUCUCCCCUCAACAAUGGACGACGACAACAACAAAUUGUUGGUCGAUUAAUUUUCUAUCAAUUACAACAAUUGGUGGCACGUUUAAAUUUGGAACAAAUUAAUCUCAAUACGAUACUUCUUCAAGACAGACGUUUAGAUGCCAAUUCCAAGACCAUUUUAAUCGAACAGCUACAAAAUAUAAAUCAACGUCUUGAAGCCACCCUGCAACAAGUUGUACAACAUUUGAAACAAAAACAACAACAACGUGGAGUAGGAGGAGACCAAACUGGAGAACAAAUAAUCCUACAAGAGAUAAAUCAAAUCGUACUCAAUGAAAUUCUACAAGAAAUUAUAAAUUUAGCACAAUACCAGCAGCAGGUGGGUGGUCCAAUUUCGAACAUCCUUGAAGAUCCCAUAACACAAAUUUUAUUACGACAAAUUGUCAUAACCCUGGAUAAGCAGAUACAACAGCUAUUGGCAACACGUAGUGUAGAAAAUGUUGCCUACAACGAUGUCACCAUUAAUCGCCUACAAAUUGAUCAGCUACGCACCUUUGUGGAUGAGGUGAAGGUCCGGUUUAACAAUAACAACCAAAAUAUUAUCCAAGGCCUCCAAAAACGUCUUAAUCACAAAUCGUUUACCAUAAAUUUGGAGGUCAACUCCCAGCGUACACAGAAUGUUGUCAUACGCUCGCUGCUCAUACCCAAAGUGGAUGCCCUGGGCAAGGAACUAUCCUUGGAACAACAACGUUUAAACACCAUACUCUUGGACAUUGGCCAGCUGCAAUUAACUGCAGGACGCAAUACCUUAAAACUUAAAUCUCGUGACAUCGUUUCGACCGAUAAUGGCAAUGUUACACCCUAUUUGGAAAUAUAUCAACAGGUUAUGGGUGCAUUGCAAGGGCAGAUUAACAGGGAUACGAUUGAUACGAUUAUAGGACAAACAAGUUUGCUGCCACAACGUUUACUUUUGCCACGUGGCCGUGUAAAUGGUUUACCCAUGCAGCUAUUGGUUGUCAUCACCCCCCUCGUUGGCAAUAAAAUAAAUGUAAAUCAGUCUGAAAUUCCUCUAUUAGGUUUGCAGAAUAUAUUGCUGGAUAAUUUACCCAUUGUAUAUCCUUUGGAUCGUCAAAUUUCCGAUAUCCGCCAGUUAGCAAAUCUCUCAAAUGUUGUGCUAAAGGAUAUUACCAUUUAUCAUGAUGACUGA